Molecule: messenger RNA, 5538 nt
Organism: Alligator mississippiensis (American alligator)
Lineage: Eukaryota; Metazoa; Chordata; Crocodylia; Alligatoridae
Gene: ADCK1
Product: aarF domain containing kinase 1
Exons: 11
Coding region: 3048-4682 (544 amino acids)
Biological process (GO): protein phosphorylation; mitochondrion organization; lipid homeostasis
Cellular component (GO): mitochondrial inner membrane
Molecular function (GO): ATP binding; protein kinase activity
Source: RefSeq, a predicted model, not a curated record
ACAGAUCAGAGAGGGGAAAGGGUUAGGAGAGGGGGGGCGGUGCAGGGCCCAUCUGUUUCAUGCCUGUCAAGGAGGUUACUCUCACGGCAUUUAUGUCCCACGCAUUAUUUUCACGUGUGGUUGCAAACAUUGAACUGGCACAAGCGUGUCAUCCUUUGGGUCAACAGUGUGGAUCUGGUUGAGGUGAAUAGUAACUGUAAACAAGUCUGAACAAGUCUGAUCUGAUGAUUGCUUAGUAGCCCAUAUGACAAGAUAGACCUGUUUUUUGGGGGGGGGAGAGAGAAAAUCAGUGUAAUUUGGUGGGUGUCCACAGCAUAAAACAGAAGAGCUUCAGUUCCCUCUUUGGUGGCCCGUCUUAGACACAAGGGUUGCAGGAGCUACAGCCAGUUCCCACACUCCUCUCUAAAGACAGGGUCCCUGGAGGGUAGGGCUGAAGCACAGUGGUGAAUAAAUAUGCUUUAGAAGCUUGCCCUGACCAGAACCGGUUUGCUGAGUAAAUGGAGAACAUCAGGCUUCAGAGCCAACCUUCCUCAGUGUGAAAUUCAUCUAAAAGAAAACGAAAACCAACCAAACAAAAUGUAGAGAGGUUAAAUAUUGUCAAUAUUGCAAACAGGCUCUUGGAUUACCUCCUAUACAAUGCUGCAUGUAUUGUUACAUAAACCAAAUGACUGAGAAUAGCAACUCGGGGUAUGGAGAUGAAACAUACUCAAUUAAGUGGCGGUGGGGGGACGGGACUUGCUGUUUCAAGCUAGUCUGCUGUAACUAUUUUAUGUAUUUGCUCCUGUGGUAAGUAGGAGGUAAACUAUCUAAUUCAUGGGUAAACUGCCCAGGAUUAGCUUCCAUUCACUAUGAGAGAGAGCAGACUGAAGAAAGAGUUACUAAUGAUCAACUGACACACAAUUCUUCUCCCUCUCCACUCUUUUAAAUUGGUAUAAUUGCUUCAUCUGUCCAAACCCUCAUUCUAGGUCAGCUGUAUGCAUGGUCAUGUACUAAGUCAGGUGAAAGUCAAAGACGUUAGUUUAAGCCUACAAAGGAAAAGCAGGAGGUGAUUCAUUAGCAAACAUUUUACUAAUGAAAGGCAGUUACGCAGAGAGGCGUAUUUCACAGCUGACAGUGUCUUUAAGAUACCCUUAGGGAUGUUGUAGUAGCUCAUUUACAUGAUAAAGACUUACUGACACCUUAUGGACAACUUGAAAUACGAUUGAUUUUGACAGUUCUGUUUCUGUACCUUAUAUUGGAGGUAUUUUAAUUCCUCCUUUUUAUUGCUGAGAGACAUUAAACAUGAAAACAGGAACUUGGAUGCUGAAAAGCUCAGCUGCUUCUUCUGUUUAUUCUCUACCUACAGUUGCCAUCUUCUGUUUGUGACAUCACACUUAGUGGGUAUGAAAACAGUUGUGACAUCACAAGCUGCAGAUUAUGGCUUCAGGUGGGAAUAAGAUGUGGGAACAGAUGGACCUACAACCUGUUUCCAGGCAAAUGUUCUCUAUAAUAAUAAAAGAAAAAAACAAGCAAUGAAAAGAGGCACAGGUUUUCCUUUGUUAAAAGGUGACUUUGCCUGACAGUUUGAAUCUCAGAUUUGCUGAUAGAUACUUUUACAGAAACUUAGGAGAAAAAAAUGUUUUCCUGAGAGAAAACUAGUCCAUAAAAGGAUGCUUUGGAGGCUGUGGAGAAGGGUGGGGGGUGAUUUCUGCACUAUUUCUGUGAUAUGAUACAUGCUGCAGUUUACCAGCCUCUUGACUGCAUGGAAUUUAUAGCAAAGGAGUCUUAUAGGGAGUAGCAGCCAGGAAGCAAAGCAAUUGCAGAAGAUUUCCAGAGAGAACAAAGGCCCUGAAAGGCAGAGUGGGAAAGCUUUCUUGGGGGGCAGGAGGGUGCAGGGAAUGCCCACGUGCCUGUUCUAGCCAGGCUAAUUUCCCAGGUCCAAGUACUGGAUCUGAGGGAUACUAAAACAAUUAAAGACUGCUACUUAGAGAGGAAGGGAGUGGGAAAUGGCUGGAGGUGAUGGAGUGAGUGAAUGUGGCAGGGGCCACUUCCCCCUACCAGUGCAGAGGCAGGGGUGCCUGGGCUAAGGGGCACUUAAAAUUUGUAAGAAAGUAAUAAAGUUUAUGGGAGGUGAUAGUGCCUUUGUACUUGGCACCGGUUUGGCCUCAUCUAGAGUCCUGUUUAGUUCUGAGGUCCACAUUUUAAAAAGGACAUGGAGAAGUUAGAGAGGUUCCAGAGGGUGACAAAAAUGAUAAAGGGCUUGGAAGGAAGGCAAGUCAUACAAGGAGAGGCUGAAGGAGCUAGGGAUGUUCAGCUUGCAGAAAAGGUGCUUAAGACAGGACAUGAUGGCAGUCUUCAAAUACCUGAAGGGCUGCCAUAAAGAGGAGGGCAAAUACCUCUUAUUUCUUGCUGCUGAGUGUAGGAUGUGGACUAGUGGCUUGAAGUAGAGCAAAGUAUGUUUGGAUUGGAUAUUGAGAAGAACUUCACUGUAAGAGCAGUGAGGCUGUGGAAUAGACUGCCCAGAGUAGUUGUGGACUCUCUAUCAUGGAGGUGUUUAAGCAGAGGUUGGACAGCCACUGGUCAGGGCUGAUCUAGGUGUAGGUAUUUUCCAUGCUUCUGAGCUCUGCUGGUUGCUUCAUGGAGCUGGGAGGAGAUUCUGCCCCAACUUGUACCCCUCCACCAUGUAUCAGGGUAUUUUAAAGUCUUCCUUAGAGGUACUGGGUGUUGGCUACAGCCAAGGCUGUGGACUUUGACUGCGGUGUGCCAGUGCUUCUGCGGGGACUUAAAAGCCAGAGGGGUCAGGAAGGAAUUUUCUCAUAUGGACAGAUCGAUAUGGACUGUGGGGGUUUUUUGCCUUCUUCUGUGGCAAGUGUGUGUGUGUGUGUGUGUGUGUGUGAGAACCUUUACAGCAGCAAGGAUGUUGGUGGUUGUGGUCCCCCUGUUUUACCUGUGACAGGUUAGGGUGUUGUAAGGAUUGACUCUGUAAUUUUGCUAAGAGGUUAGACAGUGGAUUUAUAUAGGAUGGUUUGGAUAGGGAUGAUGCUGCCUCAGGCAGGGGGUUGGACUAGAUGACCUAUGGAGGUGCCUGCCAGCCCUGCUUCUUCAUGAUUCCAGGUAUAACUCAUGCAUUGGUCAUUGGCAUGGCCAGACAGGCCUUGAAAAUUUUCUCUUUGGCAGCAGCUACCUCUGGUGUCUACCUGUAUGGCAACAAGUACGUGGAUCCCAAUGAUUUUGGAAUCAUUCGAGUGGGCAGAGCCAUUGCCACAACAGCUGUUAUAACCUACGAUUACCUUACUUCCCUCCGGGGUGUCCCGCACGGAUCAGAGGAGUAUGACUAUGUCAAAUCACAGGUGCACCUUCGCUCUGCAGAACGCCUCCGGGACCUGUGCUGUGCCAACCGAGGCACUUUCAUCAAGGUGGGACAGCACCUAGGAGCACUAGACUACCUUCUGCCUGAAGAAUACACCUACACCCUCAAGGUGCUGCAUAGCCAGGCCCCACAGAGCAGCAUGCAGGAAAUCAAACAAGUGAUACAAGAGGAUCUGGGCAAAGAGAUUAAAGAGCUGUUUGUGAGUUUUGAGGACACUCCAUUGGGAGCAGCAUCCCUGGCCCAGGUCCACAAGGCAGUGCUGCAGGAUGGGAGGACAGUAGCAGUGAAAGUCCAGCACCCGAAGGUUCAGGCUCAAAGCUCCAAGGAUAUUUUGCUGAUGGAGGUUCUCCUCCUGAUUGUGAAGCAGAUUUUCCCAGACUUCGAGUUCAUGUGGCUGGUGGAAGAAGCUAAGAAGAAUUUGCCUCUGGAGCUAGAUUUCCUCAAUGAAGGCAGGAAUGCCGAACAGGUGGCUCACAUGCUCAAACAUUUUGACUUCCUGAAGGUCCCCAGGAUCUUCUGGGAGUUGUCGACAAGGCGUGUCCUCUUCAUGGAAUUCAUGGAAGGUGGGCAGGUGAAUGAUAGGGCCUACAUGGAGAGGAAUGGCAUUGAUGUUAAUGAGCUCUCUCGCAACCUGGGGAAGCUGUACAGUGAAAUGAUCUUUGUGAAUGGCUUUGUACACUGUGACCCACACCCAGGCAACGUGCUAGUGAAGAAAUGUCCAGUCACUGGCAAGGCCCACAUCAUACUUCUGGACCAUGGGCUCUAUCAGGUCCUGACAGAGAAGUUCCGCUUGGACUAUUGCCGACUCUGGCAGUCCCUGAUCAAGGCAGAUAUGAAGCAGGUGCAGAAGUACAGCCAGCGCCUAGGGGCAGGUGAUCUCUACCCACUCUUCGCAUGCAUGCUUACUGCAAGGUCCUGGGCCUCAGUCAGCCGGGGCAUUGAUCGGUCCCCAGUCACAGCUAAUGAGGAUGUGGAAAUUCGGACCAAUGCUGCUGCUUACUUACCUCAGAUCACCCAGCUCCUCAACAAUGUCCCUCGCCAAAUGCUGCUGCUGCUCAAGACUAAUGAUUUACUAAGGGGGAUUGAGUCAGCCUUACACACAAGGGCCAGUGCCAGCUCCUUCCUCAACAUGUCUCGCUGCUGCAUCAGAGCCAUCUCCAGGUACCAGAGGAGCAGGACAGACUCCCUUUACAGAAAAGCCCAGAUCUCUUUCACAGAAGCCCUGAGCCUGUGGCAGAUCAACUUGUAUGAACUCUACCUGCGACUGAAGGGAUCCCAGCUGGGCAACUGGGUCAUCGCUCUUCUGAGCUGGAUGCACCAUUCUCUGUACUGACAUGAACUUUGGGGAGGAGCCAGGAUGAUUAUCCCCCCAUCUCUGUCCUUCACAGCACACCUGCCUUCCUGACCAUGUCUGUCUGUAACUCCCAGGAGCUCUUUCCUUGUAACAGGUUGUGCCAUCUUUUCCUGUCACAGCAUCAGCUUCUCUCCAGCAGUAAGAGAGGUGGGAGCAUGGAGGGGCUGGGGGCCAGCACUGCAGUGUUCUGUCUGAUGUGGGAAGCAGUGGUAUGAUCCAGUGGGAAAGGCAGGAAGCCUGGGAGUGAGUCCCCAGGUCUGGGCAGAGCCCUUAUACAGAAGUCCUAUGGGUCCAAAUUGGAAAUUAGACCCUCUCUCAAGGUCUUUUUAAUAGCCAGCCUAGAGAGUUUAAGAUUUACACCCCUGCCAUUGAAUUCUCCAGGACACUUCACAGAGCUCCAGAAGGAGGAAAUCAUUCCUUUUAAAAUGCUGUGGAGUUUGAGAGUUGCUACAGAAUCCAAUCGAUCUCAUUGCUGUGAAACCAGACAGGUGUUUUCUCUAAGAGGAAAAAGAUCACAGGGUUAGAGCUGGGGCCUGAAGCUCAGGACUCUUGAGUUUUUUUCCCAGCUUUAGGAGAGGAAAUGGCCUGAAUUGCGAAAGCAAGAGUCUAGGAACCAAAAAAUCAGAUGUCUGUUCCUGUGGAGUCUGUCAAGUUUCUUAACUGCUCCUUACCUCAGUUUCCUGGAAAAUGGGGUAAUGAUACUUGUCCCUCCCUGAAUACCCCAAGGGGAAUGUGCUGGGGGAUGCCAACCCUUAGCUCACAACUCAUUGCUGAUGGUGUAUGCGUAUUGUACUGUACUGUUGCACAGGAAAAUAAAUCGGGAUGUUACAUGAGA